This is a messenger RNA of Paramecium octaurelia, 192 nucleotides long. The record is from the annotation of a GenBank genome assembly. Lineage: Eukaryota; Ciliophora; Oligohymenophorea; Peniculida; Parameciidae.
AUGAGAUUACAAUUAAGGAUUCAUUACUUUAGGAUGUUGCCUCCUCUAUUAUCAAACUAAAUAAAUCGAAACAUUUGGCUCUCUAUUGCCAGCAUCUAUUCUAAGCACAUAAACUCUUUUGCAAAACUGCAUAAGAAAAGGAUUUAGUUAGUUACAAAUUAUUUUGUCACCAAACUAUCAUUUGCCUAUUGA